Megalops cyprinoides (Indo-Pacific tarpon) is the source of this 14569-nucleotide messenger RNA. RefSeq names its product Snf2-related CREBBP activator protein. Gene Ontology annotation, molecular function: ATP-dependent chromatin remodeler activity; histone binding; DNA binding. Gene Ontology annotation, cellular component: Swr1 complex. The record is from RefSeq and is a predicted model, not a curated record. The transcript has 34 exons. Bases 1081 to 13134 code for a protein of 4017 amino acids. Lineage: Eukaryota; Metazoa; Chordata; Actinopteri; Elopiformes; Megalopidae.
UAGCAGAAGCUUCCUCCACCAUUUCGCUCCCUCUGAUGUCUCCUCCCCACAGCUGUUAGAAACAGCAAAUCGGCCCGCGCUGUCGUGUUUCGUACUUUCCCUGUUCCCACCGUCCCACGGGCACCUCGCUGGGUACCGAGAGGCAGUUUGGAGUAUCCCCGUCACGGAUUGAGUGCGAUUUCAGUCGGAUGGCGGCUCCUUCAUCGACUUUUUAGUGAAAGAAAACGGCACGGAAUUUUCAGAAGCAGAGGAGACCUUUAACUCAGCAUCCUGGAAGUGGAUAGCGCAGAGGAAAUUGGUCCUACACCACAGACAGGAGCAGUGUGUUGUGGCGGCAGGACCAAAGGAGGAAGUUUUGGGGAGGCGGCAGUGCAGCAGCCUCCCCCCACGGCUGUGGCUGUGCUGGGUGGUGACCCCCCGGUUGCCCAGAAUGUGGCCGGGUCAUCCCAGCAUGCCCUGCAGCCGGCCACAGCUGCCCUCCCCUCACCAUUGUCCGCCACCUCCUUUUCACAGCGAGAGAACUCCACAGACACACACACCAAGGGACAAACACCUACAGAGAUUCACGGAAACGGCAAAACUAAGGACAACAGCACAGAAGAGCCCCUUUUGGAUACUGGCACUGACAAUUUUCAGAGAAGAUUGGCUACCUCUUGGUUCAAGGACUCCGCUAGUCCUGCAUAUUCACAGUCAGGACAGUGUUUUCUGGGCAGAUUUGUGGACACACAGACGUAUAUUGCACAGUCAACAAUCGUUUUGCAUAGGUCAGACACAGGUAGCUAUUCUGACAGAGAAACAAGUUGGCCAGAGGAAAUAUCUGCUCAUUCAGACAAAGAUAAGAACUGGCAGGAGAGAGCUACUGGGCCAGGGGGUGAUAAACAAGAAGGAAAAGGGCAGAAGCUCCCAGAAGGGGCAAUACCAGGGCACAGAGGCGAGAGUGCAGAUUCAGAGGCAUUGGGAAGAGAGGGCACAAUCAGAAAAGGUCCAUCUCUUAAUUUUAACCAAUCUGUUUCAGUUGACUUCCCUUUGGAGAUCAGCUAUUGUACAGGUACAGGUAUUGACUACAAGGAAGCUAAAUACAUGGAUCAUUCCCAAACUGCCCCGCUGGCUCAAACAAAUGAGGCAAGCCAUCACCCUCAGUCCGACUGCAAGGAAGGAGAGGUCUUUAGUCCAAAUUUUGAGGGGCCACCCUCUCCAUUGGCUGACACUGACAUCUCACAGAUUGAACGACCAGAACCCCCUGCAGAGCCCAAAAUUCAUACAAAGACUGUGGAUGAUAGUGAAAGAGAGAAAGGGCGAGUAUGUAGAGAAAUGGAAGAAGUGGGACCACAGUCAACAGAAUCAAGAGAGGGGCAGUGUGAGCAAUCCACAAAUACAGCCGAUGGUCAACAUGUUAGCUUUGGGGAACAUUCCCGUUGCCUUACGCAACCACAUCAGCCCGGAGGCUCAUUCACAGAAGGGUCUUCUCCAGUUUCUGAGAAAGAUAUGCAUGAAAUUCCAAAAACAAGAGACCUUCCAUUCAAACCACACCACAUCGUGGGGAAUGGAGCAUCCCUCCUCCAUGAUACAGCAGGCGAGGAUGAAUUGGAGGCUGUCCCUCAAAAAGGUUCUUUUUACUCCACUGGGCACAUGGAUGAGGGCAGUAUUAACAAAGAAAAUAAUACAAAUACGUCCUCCUUUUCCAUUCCAAGAGGUGCUACUAUGCUGCAGAGUCUCACCCCAGAGAGCAGAAUUUCCCCUCAAGGUACCAUCCAUCAAAACCCCAUGGACUUUUCAGUCCAGCUUGAUGUACCACAUGUGGAACCAGACCCAGAACUGCAAGACCAUCUUGCUGCAGUUGAGAAAUCUGAUUUGAAUUCUUCAAAACAGACACACUGUGAUCACAACAUUGUAAUUUCUGAGCAUGUGGAAGUAAGUGGAACCCAAGAGAAUACUUUGGCAGAACGUGCUAGGAAAUGUGGAGUUUGUACUCAAGUGGAGAUGAAUCCGAGUCUCCCUGGUGAGCAAGAAUGGCGAAGUGAUUUCACAAGGCAGUCACUAUCAUUACACCCUGCUGUAAGUGACCGAUGUUUGGAGAAGGGAGAGAGCCAGAGAACAAGGUUCAUAAACUCGACAGAUCAGGCGCAUGUUUCAGAGUUUCAGUGCCAGGAGAAGAGGGGAAAAGAGAACCUUGGCAAUAUGGUGCAAUCAUUUCUUUCCCCUCACUACAAGCAAAAGAUUAGCAAGCCUCCUAAACCUUUAGAAAGUGGGCAAACCAGAGAGGGGCAACACUCUCAGCAUCAGUCCCUCCCUCAAACCAGCAGCGACAGUGACUCAUUGGCUCAGCCAGAGCAAAGCCCCCCUCCACCAUAUUGCAACUUCUUAAUAAUAGAUGACAAUCUAAUGCUGACUGAAAAUGACUUGCCCCAUCACCUUUCUAGCCUUCAUGUUUUGAAGGUUGAGGCUCAAAGCUUGCGGUCACAGGAUUCAAUAAAUCAAAAUAAAAUGGAGUUGAAAGGGCACUUGAAUGAGUCAAGUGUGAAUACAGUUGCCCCAGAACCUGACACAAUGAACCAAACAACAUGUUCUUCGGAGCGGCUGACAAGAGGAGAUGCCUGGGUAGCUGAAAAUGAGAUCAAAGAACAUGUAAAAGAAACUGUCCUGGUUAACAUGGAGGGAAAAGACAGCAGCCUUCAAGCAUUAGUAGGGACAGCAGAACAGAAAGACCCCAGAGUACUGGACAACACAGGCACAGCAUCCUGCAUAGAAACUCAGGUUCCCAAAAUCACUGUACAAUGUAACAUUACAGAGAAAAACUCCCCCUCUCUCACUGAGCAGCCCUUCAACCCUCGACCACUGUCGCCAGAAGGAGAGGUAGAAAUGGCUAUGGUACCCUUUCCUGCUUCAGCAGUGGGAGAGACAGCAGUUGAGGGGGAUGUAUGCUCAUCUGACAAAAUGGGGAGGAAAGACACUUAUUUCCUAGAUGCUUCCAGCAUCUCAAAGGACAGGAAGCAGUCCUCCACCUGUCUGUCUGGGGAGUUGUCCAGAGAGCAGACACAGUUAACCAUAAAAAGUGUUGAACGUGAUCCCAUAUCUGAGCUCCCUGUUGCCUUCCAAGGAAAGAAUAGAGAUGUAGAGUGUUAUGCUUCCCCAGUUCUCACAGACUGCUCCUUGCUCAAGCCUAAGGUUGCAGCCAUGGAGAAAGAAAAGCGUCAUGAACCCUUAGUCAUUGAGAGAACAGUGGCUGAAAAUGAGGUUAUAAAAUCUGAUCCUUCCCUUUCAUCUAGUGUUGUUGAUCCCAAGCUCCUCAUCUUAAAUUUGGCAGAUGCCCCCUUCCUCAAACAGUCGGCAACCCUUGAAGGUGGGAUGUCAAGUAACCCAUUGCCCCACCCAGUACCCCAGGUAACCCAUUCCCCAACCACAACAAGAAGUCACUCUAGUUGUGGGUCUGGCACAGAUUCUGUAGAGUGCCCUUCCAAAUCUGGUGUGUUGAAAGACUCUGGGCCUGAACCCAAAGUCACCUGCAGUGAUAACGUGCACGUUGGCCCUGCUAACCACAGUGAACCUGCAUCUGGCUGCUUGCCCUCUGUUCAAAACGUGCUUGUCCAGGCAUACUCGGCCCCUUCUCCUCUAAAACACCAUAAUCCCGAGGCUGUACCUGAAGUCAAAACAUCCCCAGGGAGUAUUUGCCGGGUAUCCCAAAAUCUAGACAUCUCCACCAUGGCCACAUCGGUCUUCCCGUUGUCAAUCCCUGCCUCGUCUGCAUUGGUGAGGAAUGUGCUGAGCAAUGUCAACACUGAGCUUAGCCAGCAUACCUUGCCCGAGGAAGACUUCCACUGUGGUCAGCCUUUCACAGACAUUUUAAAAUCAGAGAAACUGCAACAGUCGGCUCUUUCCCAAUUGUCUGUGAUAGAUACCCACUCUCCUGCCGAAGAGAGGCACAGUACAUCUAGUGGUAAAAAUGCUGACAGUGAAGAUGAAAUUUUGGGAAACACCCAGGCCUCUAGCUCUAGCUUUGUGACUCCCAGCCCAGCACAAAACAAGGUGUGUCAGUGGAGAGCAGACAGGAUUUUAGUAAACUCCUCACCUCCUCCUGCACCCUCUACCUCUGCUGCUCUCUCUCUACUCCCUCUGCCUUCUUCCUCACUCUGUGGUUGGUCCAGCCAGGUGGAAAGGGCUGUAUUCCCCCAGCGGGGCCCUCAUGGCAAAUUUAUCUCUCUGUCUGCCCGGGGCCAGGGAGGGACUCAGCAAUCAGACUUGGCCAACGCUUACCGUCCUCGCGCAGAGAGGCACACGGACAUGGCAGAGCUGGCCAAGCAUGAAGCUGAGAUCGAGCACCGCACCCUUGCACUGAAGCGAGAGGGCUUCUGGUCCCUGAAGCGCCUGUCCCGUGUGGCAGAGCCAGGACGUCCCAAAGUGCACUGGGACUACCUGUGUGAGGAGAUGCAGUGGCUGUCUGCUGACUUUGCACAAGAGAGGAGAUGGAAGAGAGGGGUAGCCCGGAAGGUGGUGCGGAUGGUGAUGCGACACCACGAGGAACAAAGGCAGAAAGAGGAGAAAGCCAAACGAGAGGAGCAGGCCAAACUGCGCAGGGUGGCCUCUUCAAUAGCAAAGGAGAUCAGGGCCUUCUGGAGCAGUGUGGAAAAGGUGGUGCAGUUUAAGCAGCAGUCUCGACUGGAGGAGAAGCGGAAGAAAGCGCUAGACCUCCAGUUGGACUUUAUUGUGGGCCAAACAGAGCGCUACUCUGACUUGCUUAGCCAGUCCCUGAGUGAGGCCAGUGUAGCGGUGCCCCCAACAGCCACCCUGCUUGCCAUCCCAGAACCAACAGGCUCAACGCCAAAAGGACAACACCAGCAGCUAACAGAUGAAGAUGAUGGAGACUUUGAACCUCUGUGUGAGGAAGAAGAUGAUGAGGAGACAAUUGAGGUGGAAGAGCAGCAAGAGGGAAAUGAUGCUGAAACACAGAAGAGAGAGAUUGAGUUGCUGAGGCAUGAAGGCACCCUACCACUGGAUCAACUGCUGCACACCCUGACAUUCACACAGGACACUCCAUCAGAUGAUGAAUGCUCAGAAGGCUCGUCCUCUGUCAUUGAGGAAGAGGAUGACGAAUUCACUGCUAAUGAAGAUGAUGCUGAGGAUGAAGAGGAGACAAUUGCAGCUCAGGAGGUGGUGGAAGGAGAGGCUGAUCACUCAGAAGAGCUUGGUGAUCUGGCCAGAGAAGGUGAAAUGACUCUGGAGGAGCUUUUGGAGAAGUACAGAGGAGCAUACGCUGAAGAUUUUGAAAUGCCUUCAGCAUCAGUUUCACCCACCAGCUCUGAGGAGGAGUCGGUCUGCUCUGGUGACAGGGACGAGGAGAGUGAGGGAGAGGACAGUGGUGGAGAAGGUAGCAGCUGUUCAGGCUCUUCAGCAAAUUUAGAAAGUGAUGAUGAAGGGGGAGAAGGGAUGGAGAUCCUCCUGAAGGGGGAAGACCGCAGUCCCCCUUGCCCUGCUACCCCACGGCCUAAGAAGGAAAUCAGCCACAUUGCUGCCACUGCUGAGAGCUUACAGCCCAAGGGCUAUACACUGGCCACCACACAGGUGAAGACACCGAUUCCCUUCCUUCUGCAUGGCACGCUGCGGGAGUAUCAGCACAUAGGCCUGGAUUGGCUGGUCACAAUGUAUGAGAAGAAGCUUAAUGGCAUCCUAGCUGAUGAGAUGGGGUUGGGAAAAACUAUCCAGACCAUAGCCCUACUGGCGCACCUUGCCUGUGAGAAAGGUAAUUGGGGACCUCAUCUGAUCAUCGUACCCACUAGUGUGAUGCUCAACUGGGAGAUGGAGUUAAAGCGCUGGUGUCCUAGUUUCAAGAUUCUCACUUACUAUGGCAGCCAAAAGGAGCGUAAACUCAAGAGACAGGGUUGGACCAAGCCCAAUGCCUUCCAUGUGUGCAUCACCUCCUAUAAGCUGGUAUUGCAAGACCAUCAGGCCUUCCGACGCAAGUCAUGGCGCUACCUUAUUCUGGAUGAGGCCCAAAACAUCAAGAACUUCAAGUCACAGCGCUGGCAGAGCUUACUGAACUUCAACAGUCAGAGGAGACUAUUGCUGACUGGUACACCCUUACAGAACAGUCUGAUGGAGCUGUGGUCCCUCAUGCACUUCCUCAUGCCCCACGUCUUCCAGUCACAUCGUGAGUUCAAGGAGUGGUUCUCCAACCCCCUCACUGGCAUGAUUGAAGGCAGCCAAGAGUACAACGAGGGCCUAGUUAAGAGGCUGCAUAAGGUCCUGCGGCCUUUUCUCCUCAGAAGAAUCAAGGCAGACGUGGAGAAGCAAAUGCCCAAGAAGUAUGAGCAUGUAGUGCGUUGCCGCCUCUCCAAAAGACAGCGCUUCCUUUAUGACGACUUCAUGGCACAAGCUUCGACUCGGGAGACUCUGGCCAGCGGACACUUCAUGUCAGUGAUAAAUAUCCUGAUGCAGCUGCGCAAAGUGUGUAACCAUCCUAAUCUGUUUGACCCCCGGCCUAUCCACUCGCCCUUCAUUACCCCUCCUAUUCUCUUUUCCACCGCCUCCCUUGUGCAACAGGCUCUUGACACAUCUCCUUUCAAGUGCUGUGACCUGUCCAUGUUUGACUUGGUGGGCCUGGAGGGACGUGUUUCCAGGUAUCAGGCAGACGUUUUUCUACCUCGUAGGAAGGUAACGCCUAGGCUGGUACAUGAGAUCAUGGACUCCCCUGACCCACCACCGCGACCUAAACCCGUUCGCAUGAAGGUUAACAGGAUGUUCCAGCCUUUACCCAAGACAGAUGGACGUGCAGUGUUGCUUGUUAACAGCCCCAGACCCCCCUGUCCUGAUCACAGUGCUUCUCCUGCCCUUCGAUCUACAUUGGUCAUGGACACAGCUCCACCAGCCACACCUAUUCAACCAGUUCCACAGGUUUCUGUAUCCAGCAUUCCUGCUGCAGUUACAGUUGCUGGAUCAGGAACAGCAGUGCGGCAAGGAGCACCUGUACCUGUUAUGAGUGUGCGCCCCCCUUCUGCCUCCAGCGCUGCCCCUCUGCCAGCCUUUACCCCUCCACCCAGCAGCACCAUGACCCAGAGGGUUCUGCUGAGCCCAGACAUGCAAGCCCGUUUGCCCUCUGGGGAGGUGGUCAGUAUUGCUCAGCUGGCAUCCCUAGCAGGCCGCCCUGUGUCGUCCUGCCAAGGCAGUAAGCCUGUCACCUUCCAGCUGCAGGGCAACAAGCUAACACUUUCUGGUGCCCAGCUCCACCAGGUCACCAUGGCCCAAUCCCGUCCUAUUCAGGGAAAUCUUGUGCAUCUGUUGUCCAGUGGAGGACAGCACCACCUGAUCAGCCAACCAACACAGGUAGCAGUGAUUCAGACAGUCAGUCAAGGAGGGGGUAGCACAGUCAACACUCAUCCCACCACAGCACCCCCCGGGCCCCCUGGAUUAACGCUGCCUCUCAACCCUACACAAGUGCCGUCCUCCAUGGUGCCCAGUCCUGGGAUUGUAAAGAUAGUUGUGCGCCAGUCAACUGGGAAGGAAGGAGGGGCAGUCCCCACAGUGGCUGUGCCACCAUCUCCCCGUGUGCCCUCUGUGUCCUCCUCUGCCUUUCCUCCUCACGCCAACACAACCUCCUCUCUCCGACCUCCUGUUCCUAUACAGUGUCCUGCCAGCCACACUGCUCCUCCUCAGACUGAGCUUCCCCGUCCAGUGCUAAGGGUAGUGCAAGGGUCAGGACUUAGCUCUGACCAAGCCCGACUGAGUGCAGCUCCUGGGCGUGAAGAUAGCAGUGAUGUUGUCACCCUGCGUAUGGCAGCACCUCCCAACUUGGGUUCCCUCACUGGAGGGCUUGCUUCUCCCAGAGCUCGAACGCAGCCUCCCCCACCUCCACGCUCUCCCUUCUAUAUGACAUGGCUGGCAGACCGGCGCAAGUUACAGCGUGAAUGGCGCCUUGCCCGGAUCCUGCGAAUCAAUGAGCAGCAUUGCAGUGCCAAGCCUGUGUAUGGCCGUGAGGUCCUGGACUUCCUCACUUUUCUCCCUGGCACUUCCCCAUCUCCUGCUCCUAAAAACUGGGCCAAUUCAGGACACACCCACUGCUUGUCUGCUCAAUCACAUGUCCAUGGGGCCUUUUGGGUACAGAGUGAGGUGCUUAGAAAGGCUAUUUACUCAACAGAGGAAAGGUUACAGCAGCUGAGUGGUGUCAUAGACAGAUACAUCUUUGUUAUCCCACCUGUGGAGGCACCACCCAUUACCAUGCACAGCUGUCAUCCACCUCCCUGGCUGAGCCACCAGCAAGCUGUUUUCUCCUCAGCCCUCACCUCCAAAUUGUCAAGCCUUACAGGAUGCUUGCACCGGAUCCAGUGCAACAUGAGGACCCACUUCCCUGACCUCAGACUAAUCCAGUAUGACUGUGGUAAGCUGCAGACGCUGCACUCCCUGCUGCGGAGGCUGAAAGCUGAGGGCCAUCGUGUGCUGAUCUUCACCCAGAUGACCCGAAUGCUUGAUGUGCUGGAGCAGUUCCUAAAUUAUCAUGGACAUAUCUAUUUGAGGUUGGAUGGCAGCACCAGAGUGGAGCAGAGACAGGCUCUAAUGGAGCGUUUCAAUGCUGACCGGCGGAUCUUCUGCUUCAUCUUAUCAACGCGUAGCGGUGGGGUGGGGGUCAAUUUGACAGGAGCCGACACUGUGGUUUUUUAUGACAGUGACUGGAAUCCUACUAUGGACGCCCAAGCCCAGGACCGCUGCCAUCGCAUUGGACAGACCAGAGAUGUUCACAUUUACAGGCUGAUUAGUGAGCGCACAGUGGAGGAGAACAUCCUGAAAAAAGCCAACCAGAAGAGGAUGCUUGGAGACAUGGCCAUUGAGGGAGGCAACUUCACCACCGCCUUCUUCAAACAGCAAACAAUCAGAGAGCUGUUCGAUGUGUCAGAGGUGGAAAGAAAGGAUGUGGAACUGAGCCUGCCUUCCCGGCCAGAGGAAGAGGAAACAUUCAGUAAACAGCACACCACCAUUCUGGAGCAGGCGCUAUGUCGUGCUGAGGAUGAGGAGGAUAUUGUGGCUGCUUCCCAGGCUAAAGCAGAGCAGGUGGCUGAACUGGCUGAAUUCAAUGAAAGCAUCCCAUUUGAGGAGGCUGGUGAAGGGAUGGUACGAGAGCAGGAGGAGGAGGAGCUGUCCAAGGCUGAGCAAGAAAUAGCUGCCCUUGUUGAGCAGCUUACUCCUAUAGAACGCUAUGCCAUGAAUUUCUUGGAGGCAUCACUGGAAGAUGUUUGCAAGGAGGAGUUGAAACAGGCAGAGGAGCAGGUUGAAGCAGCCAGGAAGGGUCUUGACCAGGCAAAGGAAGAGGUUCUCAAAUUGCCAGCAACUUCGGAUAAUGAUGAUGAGUCUUGUCUGCUUCCUCCUUCUGAGGAACCCCUACAUCCCACGCCCAACCGUCGGCCCCGAAAACACAAGGAAAAGGGGGCACCCUCCACUCGGGCUAGUGGGAGGCUCAGAGGAGUGACAGUGACACCUGGUGGAGAACCUCAUUUAACCCUAACUUUUGCACCAGUUGAGCAGGAUAAGGAAAAAGGAGCAGUGCUGGCCAACCUGGAACAAGAUUUGCCUACUGUUCCCCUCUCCCCUUCUGCACAUGUUCCUCAGCAUCACCUUUGUCAUGCUGCUCCUGGCUCUAUCAAGGCCAAGCAGGACAUCCUCCUGCCGCAACUGUUCACAGUGAGAGAAGUGCCUGAAAGUGUCAGCUGUGCUCUGCAAGGUGAAGAAACAACCAAAGAUUUCUGUGCAUCAACCAAACCCUCUCCUGCCCUAAUAGAGCAAGCUAAAUUAACAUCCCGUUUUCCAAGGGUUGUGGAACCAGCAAAGCCUAUCUUGGUUUGCCCUUCCUCCAGUUCAGAUGUAACCUUGGAAUCCCAUUUAGCACCUUUUCCUACAUCAUCCCUGCCUCCUUCCAGUUUAGUGCCUUUCACUGCCACUACUCCCAUGACUGAAAAUGCUAUACAAACCCCUUUAGCCUCCUCCUCUUAUCAUUCUCUAAGUGGAGAGGGCCAGAUAGGAGAGACUCAGUCAGAUUCUCCUAAAGCCCCAAAGGACACUUUUCCUGAGACUUCCUUUGUGGGAAAUGAGCAGGGAGAUUUCAGAGGUGUUCUAUCUACAGAAAGUGGCUUGAUUGUUUGUGCUCCUAAACUUCAGUGUGAUUCUACCUUCACCCAACAUUAUGAUGACACACCACACACCCCCAACCCAGGCCAAGAGCAGCAGACUGGGCAGUCUUUCAUGCAUUCCUCUCACCCACUGAUUCUCUGUAACCUUUCCCGUUCUCCUCGCAAGCGUCAGUCUGCUGAUGGGGAAGUCCUGAGUGGCCUUCCUGAAGACUCCCCCUCUGCCAAAGUCCUCCGCAAACUGCCAGGCCGCCUCGUCACGGUGGUUGAAGACAAGGAGCCAAGGAAAAGAAAAAGGGGUUCAAGCGGAGGAGGGUCAUCAGGCAGUGGGCAGCCAGAUGUAGGAGUUGAAAUGACAAGUUCAGCAGAUGAACCCAGCAGAAGAUCAGUGCCUCAGACUCCAGGCAAAGCCAGCAUUGCUCAAAAGGAGAAAACAGUCUCUCAAAUCUCACUUUCAACAACAUCACCUCUACGUCAGAUAGCCCAAGAUCAAAACUCCCCCUCAACUUCCCCUAGUAGGGCUGCAGGUGUUUCCCCCUAUUCCCCCUCUCAUCACACUCCAGACAUGCCUGUCUUGAGGAACUUGCCUGUGCGACGACGUUUGGAGACUGAGUCGCGCAUGGCAGCGCAACUGGGAGAGCAGCUACAAGGAAGGGGGAAAACUAGAGGAGGGGAGAGGAGGGCCAGUUUGUCCCCGAGCUUCCCCCAGAAAUUGGACACCAAACUGGAAGGAAGCGGGGGUCCUUUAGCCUCUGCUCACACUUACACUUAUGCCAUAUCUAAUAUGAAUACAACUCCUCCAGGGAAGCGCAAGAGAGGCCGUCCACCCAAAACUCCCCCCAGAGUACCAGAUUCUCCCACAGAGCAGAUGUCCCCUCCUCUGUCCAUGGAGGAAAGAACUGGCAGUAUAGAGGAGAGCCCCUCCUCAUCACCCAAACGCAAGAGGGGUCGCCCUCGCAAAGACUCUGCAAAAGCACAUGAGCCCAUUUGGGUGGGACAAGUUGAUAUGGACCCCCCUAUCUCCUCACCCCCUGCUAGUCCAUUGAGUUCACAUUCAGACAGAGCUACUCCAAAAACAGAUGUGCACAGUGGUAGCACAGGGCCUGUUUUUCUGUCCUCCCUCCUGAACAGUGAUUACCCCAAACAAAGUGGAACUCUUAUAGAAGCCAGUCCAAACUCUGUGUCUAACCAAGCUGUAGAUCCCACUUUUCAGUCAAGUCUAACCUCUAGCCCAGCUCUCACCUCCACUCACUUCACAUCCUGUACUCUUCAGGCUGGUAGGUUGGAAAUUGAAGCAGGUGUUAUACAGCCAGAAGAGAACAGUCAAGUAAUCAAAGAUGGGGAAACUGCAACAGAUGGGGAGAUACCAAGAGGAGGUGAGCCCACAAAGCAAAGAAAUACUGAAGAUCAUGAGCAGAGGAGAAAGGAGGUCGAGGGUGGAGAUGAACAAGAUCGUCCAUCUCAGCCUAAAAAGAGGAAAAUUGUCACAUGCACAUCCACAUCUGUGAACCAAAUCGAUGCCUCUCCAGCUACAUGUAAGGUGAACCACACCACUCUUCAACAUGAGGGGGCUGACAGGCAAGUGAGAGAGGAUGUGGACACUGAUGGGGAGAGCAGGCGCUCUACCCAGAGGAGAACCAGCAUUCGACAGAGCAGCCAAGAUUCUACUCACUCUUCCUCCCUCUCCUCAGUUUCCUCACAUUCCACCUCAUCUUUUGCCAGAAAGGCUGGAGCAAGUAUGGUAAGUGUAAAGACAAAACAAGAGAAAGUAAAUUCCAAUACAGAGGAGGAGGGGGAGAAUGCUGACGAGGUGUCUAAUUUACCUCACUUGAGGUGUUCAGAGUCAGCUGGUUCCCCUCCACUGUUUUCAGCACCUCCACAAUGCUCCACCUCUUCCUCAGACUCUGAUGAAUCUGGUGGUAAAAGGGAGAGGCGUCUCACCCGAGCUGCCCAGAGGAAGCUAGAAGGAGCAGGAGAGACUGAAGAACCUGAAGGGGCAUGGGCUAAAGAUAACAACAAAAGGAAGCGAACGUCAGCAAGGAGUUCAACUAUAACAGAUCAUUUGACACAUAACACCAUCACAGUAACCGGAGCAGAGUCUGGCAUUGAUGUGUCUGUAAGGAUCGCCAGAAAAUCUUCAAGUCCUCAGUCAGCCCCUGAAUGCAGACCACAAUCUAGCACCACCACUUUCCACUGUCCAUCAUCUGCUGUUUCAGAAGUUCUGGGGAAAAGAUGUUCAGCCCUUAAUGCUGCUGCCAAACUUCUAGCCAUGCGGGGCAGACGAGUGGAUAGGAGAGGAAGGGGAGGGGGGCUAGGUAGUGCUCCAUCCUCCAUGGUUGAAAGGAGUAAGACAGGAGGGAGACUGGUACGGGAUUCCUCUCAUCUGAACUCUAGCACUAGUAGAGCAGAGAGCAGCAGACAGGUGCCCACACGGUCCCACCUCACUGCCUCUCGUUCUACCCGCCAGCGGCCAGGCUGCUUAGUUCCCCCCUUAGAAACCGAGACUAAGAGAAGCAAGAAAGCAAUGAAAAAGGCUGCACGGAAAGAAGGGGAGGGGAGGACCAGUGGUUCUCCCAGGGGCUACAGUGCAAGCAGCAGCGUGAGUAGUGAAGCUGGGGAGGGUAGCAGUAGGAGCCGGAGUAGCAGCAUCAGCAGCCAGCAUACCCACAGUCUCAGUUCCCAAAGCACUGGCCCCCCCUGCUCCCACUCCCGUGCCCCAUCAUCUUGUAGUGACCAGGAGAGGAGCCGGGAAAGUGGAGACAGAGUUGGGGAGAAGAUGGAUCAGAGGGAAAGAGUAGAGAGGGGGAGAAAAAGUCGGAAAGAGAGGUGGAGGCACCAGGACUCUGCUACUGUGUCACAAAUCCGGGGACCAGAGUUAAGUACUGGUUUUAAUGAAGGGACACCUGACAGAGUGCUGCGUAGUGUGGCGGCUCUGGCAGCUGCUCAAGCCCGAACCCCAGCCAGCAACACUCGCUCCUCUUCCACUUGUCACCAUCAGCAACACCCCCAUGCUCGUCGCACCAAGACCUGAAGAGCAAAGAAGAGGGAGAGAAGGUAGCUAACAGAUAAGAAGAGGUAGACAGGAAUUCAGGUCAGAAGCUUUCAAAGAAGGGAAAUGAGACCACUAACCAUUCACUCUGUGAACUCUGACACAGGCUUAAAUAAGGACAGGAAGGUAGAUUGGUCAUGCAGGAUUCUGAAAACUAAUCUCACCUCCCUCUGAAAUGGUGUGCAUCUCCCUCUCCUGUGCUGCUUCAGCAUGAGUACUUCUGUGCAAGCACGAAACCAGGAACAUAAAAUGGUGAGUUAAGAGGAACUGUUCUCUGGACAGCUGACGCAGAGAGAGGAACUUGAGGAUAUUGUUAUUGUCCGCAUUCAGUAGAGAGACUUUGAGCUCUAUGAGCCACUGGAGCUUUCAGUUUAUACAGGACAGUGUUGACUGUGCUGAAAGGAUACACAAACUGAGAUGAGACAGUGGGUUGGAGGUGUUACUUUAGACAAUGUACUGUAAACCAAUAAAAGAAGACUGAAGAGUAUAUGUUUUUGACCCAUAAAGUCAAAUUGUAUCCUUAAUAUUGUGAUCACCUGUGCAGAAGUUAUUGAUGAAAGUUUGAUUGUUAUGCACAAGUCAUAAAACGAUUGUGAGUUGGGGGGGCGGGGGGAGGGGUUAUGUAAGUUUAAGGUUUUAGUCAGGUUUUUGACUUUUUGUCAGAUGUAAUGUUUUUUUUUUGUGCUUCAGAUCUGCUAAUUCAGUUUAUACCUUGGAAAAAGGAAGAGAGUGAGUCUGUGAAUUUAUUCUUUACUGCACUAUGCUGGAGUUACUUACUAUGCUUGGACCUCCCAGUCUUGUCAUUUUCUGUCUUUUUGACACUAGCAUUAUACAUGUGCACAACUGACAAAUUGUCCUCACCAUUUGCUUCUAUUUUUCUCUGUCAAAUACUUUUAUCAUAGUGCACUUUUUUCUUCAGGGUUAAGUGUAUGCACAUACAUUUGCAUCUUUUCCAAAGCACCAGCCAAUUUAUUCUAAAAUGUCUGAAUGAAACUGAAUUAAACUGAUGACUGUUUUCUGGAUGUUUGUAAAGUUUAAGAAAAUGCCUAUUGGGCUGUGAGAGUCGUCUCAGUUAAAUGAUCAGUAAAUUCCUACAGUCCCACAGUGUUUCAAAAUUCCAAACAGUUGUAAGUUAGAACUUCACUCUACCAUACUCUGGCAUUUCCCUCAUUUUAAUCAAUGCAAGGGCUUGGGCAAGAGGUCAUGGAGUGAAUUUGAUAAAUGAAAGGUCAGUUUGCUUUUGGGGCAUGCCUUGCUUCUGUGAAUGUUUUUGAAGAAGGCUCAUUUUUGAUGGAAAGGGUGAAGUGGUGGGGGUCUUAUUUUACUUAUACUUUUCAGUUGCUACAUUCCUGUGUUCUCUUGUAAUUCCACAUUAUUUUACUUGAACAAUUAAAAAUAUAAAGGCAGUUGAAUAAAA